This is a messenger RNA of Salvia miltiorrhiza (redroot sage), 721 nucleotides long. RefSeq lists its product as uncharacterized. Bases 148 to 465 code for a protein of 105 amino acids. NCBI's taxonomy places the organism in Eukaryota, Viridiplantae, Streptophyta, Magnoliopsida, Lamiales, Lamiaceae. The transcript is spliced from 5 exons. The record is from RefSeq and is a predicted model, not a curated record.
CGCCUCAAACAGUCGUGCCCGCACCCGCACAGGCACACAUCAGACAACGCGCCCCCGUCGUCGCCCUCCAGGUCGUUGUCCUCCACCAUAGCUGUCAGCAUCAGCUGCAAGCAUUAUCGCCACCUUCGUCGCCUCCAUCCAACGGAGAUGAGUAGGCUCCUCAGCCAGAGGUGUGUGAAUGUGUUGCUGACAAAUCCUAUUUGGGUGGUUGUGACUCGCAUGCAGUUGCUGAUUUUCCACUUGGUCAAAACCCUUCAUGAAUCGAUAGUGAUUAUUUCAAAUGUAGUUUUAGGAGCAGAGGAGCGGCGCCAAAGUAGGGACUUCUUUGGUUGGAUGAAAUUACAGGUGAAGGCUGCCUACGAGAGGAGAUGUGGAGCCUGCCAACCUGGGGAGAUUCCUACGUUGCUCGAUUUGGGGCUUAAUCCGAAUGCUGCAACGGGGCAGAUUUUGUUCCUGGGAAGGUGAAUGCUAAGGAAGCUUUGCCACAAGUAGCAGAGGCUGAGAAAUAAUAAGGAUUGAUUCUACAUUUGUUAAGUGGCUUGAAGAAUUUCAAAAGAUCACAGUGUGAUUAUAUAUUUUUUUGCUAUUUUUGUUCUAUUUUGACUCUAAAUAGAACUAUUGUACUUGGCAUUUUGAUUAUCUUCGGAUGAUAAUUUUAGUACAAUGUUUAGAUAAUUAAUUGUUUAUAUAAUAUAUAUUUUGGAUUGUACUAUUUGUAGUA